Molecule: messenger RNA, 1053 nt
Organism: Jaculus jaculus (lesser Egyptian jerboa)
Lineage: Eukaryota; Metazoa; Chordata; Mammalia; Rodentia; Dipodidae
Gene: Adi1
Product: acireductone dioxygenase 1
Exons: 4
Coding region: 18-557 (179 amino acids)
Molecular function (GO): acireductone dioxygenase [iron(II)-requiring] activity
Source: RefSeq, a predicted model, not a curated record
GGACGCUGCCCGCAGCCAUGGUGCAGGCCUGGUACAUGGACGAGUCGGCUGAGGAGCCGUGGCGGCCGCACCGCGCCAAGCCCCACCGUCCCGUGGGCCUGGAGCAGCUGCGCGCGCUCGGCGUGCUCUACUGGAAGCUGGACGCUGACAAAUAUGAGAAUGAUCCAGAACUGGAGACGAUCCGGAGAGAGCGAAACUACUCUUACAUGGACAUCAUCACCAUCUGCAAAGACAGACUUCCCAAUUACGAAGAAAAGAUCAAGAUGUUCUUUGAAGAGCACCUGCACAUUGAUGAGGAGAUUCGCUACAUCCUGGAGGGCAGUGGGUAUUUUGACGUCAGGGAUAAGGAGGACAGGUGGAUCCGGAUUUACAUGGAGAAGGGAGACAUGAUCACACUUCCUGCUGGCAUCUAUCACCGUUUCACACCGGAUGAGCAGAACUACGUGAAGGCCAUGAGGCUGUUUGUGGGAGAACCAGUGUGGACAGCAUACAAGCGGCCAGCUGACCACCUCAACGCCCGGGAACAGUACAUGAAGUUUUUGGAGCAGAUGGCAUAGUGGUGCCUCCUGAGCAGUGACCGUGCCUUAUGAGAUCUCCACUAUGAUUAUCAUUCCGGAAAUCUCUCUUCUGUUUUUACCAAAUAGGCUUGAUGCUAGGUUCUCUUUCUUGCCAAGAUUAUCUGAUCAGAAUACUUUUAGUGAAGGGAACUCUCAAUGUGAUUCUCAUACAGAUGCUACAUAAAUAAUAAGUCACAUUCAUUUUCCCUAAUUCAGUCUAGAUUAGAGGUGUGGGAGUCCUAGAUUGAUGUAUACAUUCAUCUGUAACAAAAUUCAUGCUUUCAUUAACUGCAGAGUAAGUAUAUUUUGUAGGUGUGUGUCAGGGUGGGAAACCACACCCAUCCUUUGGGAGUGUAUAGUUGUACACAGCACAGCUAACCGGAUGAGAGACCCUUUUCUUCAAAACUAUAAAGGGGUGGGGAAAUGGUCCCAUGUUAGGGGUACCUCUACAUUGUUUGUGUCUUGUUCAAAAUAAAGUAGUUUCACUUUAACUUGA